Molecule: messenger RNA, 2366 nt
Organism: Strongylocentrotus purpuratus (purple sea urchin)
Lineage: Eukaryota; Metazoa; Echinodermata; Echinoidea; Camarodonta; Strongylocentrotidae
Product: kelch-like protein 9
Exons: 5
Coding region: 82-2091 (669 amino acids)
Molecular function (GO): protein binding
Source: RefSeq, a predicted model, not a curated record
AAGAAAUGUCCAGAUGGAGUAGGAAGAGAAGUCGUCCACCCAAAUGGACCAGAAUGAAAACACCGCUAAGUUUGAUAAGAAAUGUAUAAACCCAAAGCAAAUAUGAAUGCAACAAAGGAUAAGAGGAAGCCCAAAGCUCAAAAUACGAAACAAAAACAGCAAAUCAAGCAAAUAGGAAAGAAACCCGAUAGUGCCCAACAUACGAACCGAAUGCCCCCGCAAAUAUCGAGGAGAAUUCCAGUAAGCCAGGACUAUGAACAGAAGGACAAGUACAGACGACCGGCGACCACCGGUAUCUUACCUAGUAAAAUUUCCCGGCUGAGUACCGUCGCCGAGGCAUCCAAUUUGAACGUGCAGGCUGGAGCCGAUCACGCUACCAAGAUCUUGGAUGCCGUCACCGCUCUUUGGCGUAAGAAACGAAUGCAGGACGUGGUGCUCGUCGUGGGGCACCAUCGCGUCGGCGCUCACAGGCUCAUCUUAGCAGCCUGCAGCGGGUACUUCUGCGAUCUAUUCACGUCAGAGGAAGACGACCCGGACUCUGAUGGAGAGCAAUUCGUAUACACCUUACAUGGUGUGAGUCACGAAAUCAUCAAGAUUCUCCUAGAGUCACUGUACACCUCGGGUCUAGACGUCACUUAUGAAAACAUCGAUGAACUUCUAAACGCCGCGCUUUAUCUAAGAAUACAAACGGCGUUAGACGCGUGCAUGAGCUUCUUACUCGAGAACCUCACUUCAAAGACUUGCCUCCGGACGCUGUCGGUGGCUAUUUCUUUCGACAUGGAGGAUAUUUUCAAAAGGGCGUGCCAGCAGGUGGCGAGUCACUUCGUAGAACUUUCUACCACACAGGAGUUCUUGGAUUUAUCCGAAGAGACCCUGCUUUUUCUGGUGACGAGAGAUGAUCUACAUGUGGAUGACGAAUUAGAGGUGUUUCAUGCGUGCACUCGUUGGUUAGAAUACGAUAUCGGUGGUAGACUGCCUUAUCUGGUGCCGCUAAUGCGUCGAGUCCGACUUCCCAUGAUUACGCCCACGGCGCUCGUCGAUUUCGUAGAGAGUGUACCGUACAUCAUGAGACACCCUCACUGCGAGCUGCUGGUGAAAGAGGCCCUCCACUACCACUGUCUCCCUCAUCGUCAGAGUGUGCUGCAGUCGUCCCGAACGGUUCCGAGGUCGUCUGUCCGCAUCUCGACGCCUAUUGCCCUCGGUGGUCAGCCGCGACGGUCCAAAGAUCCCGUUGGUUGUGACGUCAUGUUUUAUAAUCCGACGUCCAAGGAAUGGGCGCCGCUGACGACGAUGGAACAUCCGAGGCACCACCACGCAGCUGCAACUCUGGGCGGGUUUUUAUACAUAGCUGGUGGAAGAGAAACAACACCAGCGGGGAAACCCCUUCGCUCCACCCACCGUUACGAUCCACGUACCAAUGUCUGGCUUCAUGUAGCUGAUAUGAUCGAUGCGAGAGAGAGCUUUCAGUUGGGUGUCCUGAAUGGAAAAAUCUACGCAGUUGGAGGCAGGGUUGAUGAUAAGACCUCUCUAUCAGCUGUAGAGCGAUAUGAUCCAUGUCGAGAUGUAUGGGAAGCCGUCGACAGCCUCAGUGAUCCUAGGCGAUGUGUAGCAUUGGCACCUCAUAGCAACCGUCUUUAUGCCAUGGGAGGAUCAGGGAACCAAAAGAUAUCAAGCAAAGUGGAAUAUUUUGACGAUGAUAAGGGCGAAUGGCUACCACGCAAAAAUCUUCGCAUACCUCGCUUCUUCGCCAUCCUCUUGGCACACGGUGACUACCUCUACUUAGCCGGUGGAGCUACUGCUGAUAUCACAGGAACGGUCAGCUGCAUCCCUCACAUUGAGCAAUAUAACCCCCGCAGAGACACAUGGAUUCAACUAUCCCCCAUGGCGACACCACGGGCAGAAAUGGCAGGGAGCGUCGUGGAUGGAACGAUCUAUUUAAUUGGAGGGUACAAUUGGGAGAGCAAACAAUGGCUCCACUCAGUUGAAAAGUACGAUAUUGACGAGGAUGUCUGGGGCUCGUUUAAAGAUUAUCCAAGGGCGUUUACGGGUAUCGGUGGUUGUACGUUGACGCUGUACAAUAUACCGCCAUGAGAAAUGUUGCUAUGCAAAGUACAGUUGGUAACCCCAAAACUUUGUUCACAUCAGUUUUAUUUCACUUCCCCCAACUGUACAGAAAGGAAGAAAAAAAACGGUACUAUGUUAUGGUCUGCAAUCUGUAAUAGCUGAGGACGGCAAUUUCUCACUCUUUGACAUAUUCUGUUUCAAAUGACAUGUGUAAAUAAAGAUUCUAAAAUAUAAACCGCGACUUAUGAUUUUGCGUUUAUUUCAUGACCAUGUUUCCUUUAAACAUCGUUGAAUUUAAGUAU